Peniophora sp. CBMAI 1063 is the source of this 1335-nucleotide messenger RNA. The record is from the annotation of a GenBank genome assembly. Lineage: Eukaryota; Fungi; Basidiomycota; Agaricomycetes; Russulales; Peniophoraceae.
AUGGUACAGCUUCCGCCAGAACUCUGGGAGGAAAUCACGAAAUACAACGCCAUCAAUGUCCCUCCACCUCGCAUGUUCUUGACGUCUGUCUAUCCACCCACUGCGUUGCAUGAAUAUCCCAGCGCAUACGAAAGCGUAAGCGGGCAAGACCUGCUAUGGCUCAAAACUGUGUCCACUCUCUCCCAAGUCGACAGACGUCUUCGCUACAUGUACCGGGGCGAAUGUCCGGUCAAUUGUCUGGUGGUAACGGAGGUGGACAUCCGCGACAAACGAGCUCAGCUUGAAGCCUUGAACCCAUCGGCUAUCUGCGUGCGACAUCUUAUGAUCGUUCUCUCUUCGCCGCCAUGCGGUCAUGGAGAAGACGCCUAUGCUGGAACUGCAAGGGAACUGUAUCUCGACCUUCUCGCGAUCGUGCGCUGCCUUCGUCGUCUCACCGUCGUCACGCUCUCCGUACUGAAUGGGCAGUGCAAACAUAAUGACUGCAUCGAUGGGCAACCACUCUAUUUCGUCGACGCAUUCCAAGAGCGCGUGCUUCUGCGCCAGGCCCUAGUGGACGCCCAGCUGCAGCGAUUGCAAUUCUUAGAGGGAGCGCAGGCGCUCCUUCCGCCAGUGGAACUUACUCGUCUGAUUAAUGGCUCCAGUAGCCUGCGUGUCGCCUCGUUCUCUCAACGAUACGACUACAUCACCUGGAAAGGGUCAGAUCACUACACGGGCUUGACACGAACCACUCGCCUUCGAGUUCAUCUCGAUACCAUUCCAAACCCCCUUUACAUUGCUCUGCCUACGCAACGCAACGCCCUUCUGGAGUUGUCAGAUCCCUACAUCACCCCACGCAAAGUCAACUGUCUGGUCGUCGAUGCCACGGUGGGCCAAGACUUGCGUCAUCUCAUACACAGCAAUUAUGAGAUACGCAGUUUAGCGCUUCACAACCUCAGUUACGGGCAUGACUUGCUACGCGAAGCGCUGCGUGAUCUCCCGUCUAGUGCCUUGGAAGAGCUAUGCAUCGUCGCACCUCUUCCCGUUCUUAUGCGUCUAGGCGAUAGAUUGCAAUGGGUACUCGCCCCGAAGCUCUCAUUGGCAAUCCCAGCGCGCGUAGCGGGUCUAAAUCCGCCGUCGGUCGAAACGCUGCCGUGGGCGCGUCUUUUACGCUUGAUGGAGAUGUUGCUCGCGUUAGAGGACCACCCACGAUGUGGCAUAAAGUCCGUACGAUUUCCUCAGCAGAGGUUGGCCAAACGUCUCCGCGAGGAGAUCGCAACACGUGCAGUUCUACGAGCAACAGUCAGGGCGUCGCCGGUUCGUUUCGUCGAUGAAGAAGGAUCGGCUUUAGACGUUUAA